AUGCUGCGCGUCAACUGCAUGACGACGCCGCUAUCGACCGACCUCGAGACGUACCUCGAGCCGAUGCUACCCGACCUCUUUGACUUGGAGGUGGAGCAGUGCGACCUGCCACACGCGGUCUCGGCGCCGACCAUGGCGCGCAUGAUCAACCUCUACAGCAUCACGCUGCAGCGGACCAACACGGUGCGCUGGGACAUCUCGCCCGACGCGCUGCCGGCCAGUUUGUUUGCCAUCUUCCUCUGCCAUCUCUACUUGCCGUCG
Messenger RNA from Saprolegnia parasitica CBS 223.65, 261 nucleotides. RefSeq lists its product as hypothetical. NCBI's taxonomy places the organism in Eukaryota, Oomycota, Saprolegniomycetes, Saprolegniales, Saprolegniaceae. The annotation marks the transcript as partial. The transcript has a single exon. The record is from RefSeq and is a predicted model, not a curated record.